Lycium barbarum (goji berry) is the source of this 3568-nucleotide messenger RNA. RefSeq lists its product as uncharacterized. NCBI's taxonomy places the organism in Eukaryota, Viridiplantae, Streptophyta, Magnoliopsida, Solanales, Solanaceae. The record is from RefSeq and is a predicted model, not a curated record. Bases 310 to 3240 code for a protein of 976 amino acids. The transcript has 7 exons. Gene Ontology annotation, molecular function: ATP hydrolysis activity; 5'-3' DNA helicase activity.
UGAUAACGACUUUCCAAGUUUCCAGUAUUGCUUUCACUGCUUCUCCUUUCACCACGACACCUUUUUUUUCUUCUUCAAAAAUUAACCUAAAACUCUCCCCACUUGAAUGUUGUGAAUCUCACUUUCCUUUAUAUAUUAAGUGCCUCCAUUCCCUACCCCUAGCCUCAUAUCAUUAUUAAUAAUCUCAACACUGUCAGAGGUUAUUUAUUCUUUCUUUCUCUCUUCCCCCAUAAUAUCUCCAAGAAUCUUGAUUUUUCUGCUUCAUUCAAUGGCCCCCUGAUUAUCCUGUUCCCAAGUAUUCUUUUCAGGAUGCAAGUUAAACUGCUAAAAAUGGAAACUUCCUGCAAUUUCUCCACUUUGGCUCCUAGCUGCCUCACUCGUCAAAAAAGAUCCAAUCUUUCUUCUUUCAUUGGCUCUGUUACUCUCUCCAAUACCAAGAACCGCACCUUUCUUGAUUCCAUUUCCUGCACUAGUAGUAGUGGUGGCACAAAGUCUGUCACUACAAGGAGAAGAAAACCCAAGAAUGGUGGGACUAAUAGUGCUGCCAGCAAAAAUGUUAAGACUAAAGAGAUCCCAUCAGCCACAACAAAAGGGUCAUCAGGGAAAGUGACACGUCAGCAAGAGUGUACACAAGCAGAGAAGGAAAGUGGGCCCUCUGAUGUGCGAGCAUUGAAUCAAAAUGGUGACCCAAUGGGGAGAAAAGAUUUGGGAAAGUGUGUAGUGAGGUGGUUAUCACAAGGAAUGAGAGCUAUGGCUUCAGAUUUUGCUACAGCAGAGAUGCAAGGAGAGUUUGUUGAGGUUAAACAGAGAAUGGAACCAGGAUUGACUUUUGUUAUUCAAGCUCAGCCUUAUCUUAAUGCUGUACCUAUGCCUCUUGGUCUUGAAGCUAUUUGCUUGAAGGCUUGCACUCAUUAUCCUACCCUUUUCGAUAACUUCCAGCGUGAGCUUAGAGACGUUCUUCAGGACCUUCAGAGGAAGUCCUCGGUCCAAGAUUGGCGUGGUACUGAGUCAUGGAAGUUGCUUAAGGAUCUCGCUAGUUCAGCUCAGCAUAAAGCCAUUGCAAGGAAGGCUUCUCAACCAAAAUCUGUUCCUGGUGUAAUGGGAAUGGACCUCGAGAAAGCCAAAGCCAUUCAGAGUAGGAUUGAUGAUUUCACCAAUCGGAUGGCAGAUUUGCUUCAUAUCGAAAGAGAUGCUGAAUUAGAGUUCACUCAAGAGGAGUUGAAUGCUGUCCCUGCACCCGAUGUUAAUUCUGAGGCUCUGAAGCCAUUUGAAUUCUUGGUUAGCCAUGCCCAACCUGAGCAGGAACUCUGUGAUACUAUCUGCAAUCUGACAGCAGUUAGCACAUCUAUAGGAUUAGGUGGAAUGCAUUUAGUGUUGUUCAAAUUGGAGGGAAAUCACAGAUUGCCUCCAACUAACCUCUCACCCGGGGACAUGGUUUGUGUCAGAAAUUGUGAUAGUAGAGGCGCUGGUGCGACUUCUUGCAUGCAAGGAUUUGUGCAUAACCUUGGGGAGGACGGACGUAGCAUCAGUUUGGCUCUUGAGUCACUUCAUGGAGAUACUACCUUUUCCAAGCUCUUUGGGAAAAAUGUUCGCAUUGAUCGCAUUCACGGAUUGGCUGAUGCAGUCACAUACGAGCGCAAUUGUGAAGCCUUAAUGAUGCUUCAGAAGAAAGGAUUCCGGAAGAAAAAUCCUUCUGUAGCGGUGGUAGCUACACUUUUUGGAGACAAAGAAGACCUUACCUGGCUUGAGGAGAAUGACAUGGCAGAUUGGGCUGAAGUGGAACUCCCUGAUUCUACGGACAGAAAAUCUUUUGAUGCUUCCCAAAGAAAAGCAAUUGCUUUAGGUUUAAACAAGAAUCGACCUAUAAUGAUAAUUCAAGGGCCUCCUGGCACAGGGAAGACUGGUUUGCUGAAGGAAUUGAUUUCUCUUGCUGUAAAACAAGGUGAAAGGGUGCUUGUAACUGCACCAACAAAUGCAGCUGUGGACAACAUGGUUGAAAAGUUGUCCAAUAUUGGACUCAACAUUGUUCGGGUUGGAAAUCCUGCACGAAUAUCCCCUGCUGUAGCUUCAAAAUCUUUGGCUGAAAUAGUGAAUAAUAGGCUGUCUGAUUUCCAAGCAGAGAUUGAGAGGAAGAAGUCAGAUCUUAGAAGGGACCUGAGGUAUUGUCUUAAGGAUGACUCUUUAGCUGCUGGUAUACGUCAACUUCUAAAACAGCUUGGAAAGUCCAUCAAGAAGAAAGAGAAGGAAGAAGUGAAAGAAAUCUUAUCAACUGCUCAUGUUGUGCUUGCAACAAACAUUGGGGCAGCUGAUCCACUAAUUAGGCGGCUGGACGCAUUUGAUUUGGUUAUUAUAGAUGAAGCUGGCCAAGCAAUUGAACCAUCGUCUUGGAUACCAAUAUUGCUCGGAAAGCGUUGUAUUCUUGCAGGUGAUCAAUUCCAGCUUGCUCCUGUGAUCCUUUCUAGGAAAGCCUUAGAAGGUGGUCUUGGAGUUUCACUACUGGAGAGGGCAGCAACUUUGCAUGACGACAUGUUGUCGACAAAGUUAACAACACAGUACAGAAUGAACGAUGCCAUAGCUAGUUGGGCUUCCAAGGAGAUGUAUAGUGGAUCUUUAAUAUCAUCCCCAACCGUUGCGUCUCAUCUUCUAGUGGAUUCUCCUUUUGUCAAGCCCACAUGGAUUACGCAGUGUCCGCUGCUAUUGCUUGAUACGAGAAUGCCUUAUGGAAGCUUAUCAGUUGGUUGCGAAGAGCAUUUGGACCCUGCUGGCACUGGCUCCUUUUUCAAUGAAGGGGAAGCAGAAAUUGUUAUUCAACAUGUAUUCAGUUUAAUUUAUGCUGGUGUUCCCCCUGCAGCCAUUGCUGUGCAGUCUCCUUAUGUCGCUCAAGUGCAACUACUUAGAGACAAGAUUGAUGAGAUUCCAAUGGCUACUGGCGUUGAUGUUGCAACUAUUGAUAGCUUUCAAGGCCGUGAAGCAGAUGCUGUGAUUAUAUCCAUGGUUCGAUCAAAUAAUUUGGGAGCCGUUGGAUUCUUGGGAGACAGCAGGCGAAUGAAUGUUGCCAUAACAAGGGCACGCAAGCAUGUAGCAGUCGUCUGUGACAGUUCAACUAUAUGCCACAACACAUAUUUGGCCAGGCUGCUUCGUCAUAUUAGGUAUUUUGGCAAAGUAAAACAUGUUGAACCUGGCAGCUUCUGGGAAUUUGGCCUUGGUAUGGAUCCAAUGUUGCCUAGCAAGUUAAGUUAAAAAGAGUUCACCAAGAUUGACUUUUUAGUGCUUCUUUCCAUCUGGUGACUGACUGAGCGGACUCUCAGAUACAAUGAUGCCCUGGUUCGGUCUGCAAAUUAUAUAUUCAGUUGCUUCAAGCAAUUGAGCUUUUUGACCAAGACAACAAAGCUCGGGGUAAUUUUUAUUUGUAUAUAUAAUUCAAAGAAAAACUUUGUGAAAAGUGUAAAUAUAUAUUCAUACAGCUUUAACAUUUAUACGAUUCUUGAUUGUUUAACUCCAGUUAAUGAUUUUCUUUGUAUUUGAAUCUGUCAAGAUUAUAUGUAUAAACAAGGAUGAAUUUCAUUCA